CUGUGGGUAAUUCCACCAGGCCCACAUAAGAAUCCCUGGGACACGUUCUGAACAUCUCACCUUGUCCGUCUUCGGCUCAUGCAGAGCCCUAUAGCCUCCUCUAGUCCGUUCACAUGGGACAGUGCAGUUCUUGCGCGAUCGUCCGAUCGCAUCCUGCAUGUUACCACACCCACAUCCCACAAGCUUUUUGUGUAUAUGCUCAUAGGCGGCGUGGGUCAGGGCUAACGUUCGGGAGAGGACCCUCCCUAUGACAGGGAUCUAGCAUAGUUGGUCACGGAUUUCAUGCCCUUUCCCACCGCCCGAAGACAGUCAGGCCCAUACUUCGUACAAAUAUAUCAGUCAACAUGCAAAAUUCGCGCGGCGAAAGCCGACAUUCCCCUCUUUCUUCUUCCAAACUUAAAUUGCACAACUACUAGUACACGUACCAGAUCAAGCUUCCAGAUAACGUGCACCACCUCCCCGGGCAAGCAGAUGUGGAUGCACGGACUGGUUGGCUGGAAGUUUAUUUUACGGCCAGCUACACUGGCCCACGAAAUGGAGCAUGGAAUGGUUUCUGCAGGGAGAUAGACUGACCCUGCCUGACUAUGUGCAUGCAAUUCUUCGGCUCACGAGACCGCGAGAACUUUGUGCCUCAUAGGCUUGUAUCAACCUCGCAAACCGCGAACUAUGCAGGGUGUAGUGGUGCCUCACCUCGCUUCAGAUGGCGGUAACGACGCUUGUCUGGGUGAUCUCGAAAGGUGUGCCUACGCGCGGAAAUUGACACGGAGAAUUGGGGUAUCAGCACAACACGUAUCCAAUGUGUCACUCGAAGGCAUCCCUAUCAGUGGUCUUCCUUUGAGCAUCUAUCAAAAUGUGCAAUCUAGUCAUUCACGAGCCUUGCACGUGGGAGAUCGCAUCUGACCACUCGUAUUACACCAUUCGGACCCACCAUCGAAGUCAUCGUGGACCCAUCAAUACUCAACUCAGCAUGAACAUGUGGACCGCCGUGAUCCUCGGGGCAAUGUAGGUACACCAACGACAGACAAGGCUGUGGGCACUGUGACGCAUUAUUGCCAUUUGUAAACACCCGCACAUCGCGGUUGAAAACGACCGCCAACCAGCCACAAGUUGUGUUUCUCAGCCAGCGUGCUCAUGAAAACCACUACAUCAUCCCCUCAGAUUCUCAGGUCCGGGUCCGGUCGAUAGAAAGAACGCAAUUGUCCUGAAGGCAGAGUCGGGCGUUCAUGCCUUUGUCAAGGAAGUACAGGCGGUACCCGUUCCGGAGGUGGAAUGGGUAAGCUGACAAUGAAAACGGAGGGCCUGGCAACCAACCGUGUGAGGGAUUCCGAGACAAAAGAGAGUAGACCUCAGUUGCGGCCCUGCUUUUCUUUUCGAGGUGCACUGAGCAUCUGAUCUGUGAUCUGUGAGGCCCUCGCUGGUCUCUCUGUCUGUCAGUCUCUAAGAAAGCCCCUGCAACUGCGGACAUAUUCCCUUCUUCAGAUUCUUCACAACAAAGUCUGUUCGCCCAAGAGCACCCUCACCAUGGCGGACGACAACCCACCCGCUCAGCAGGACCCACUCGCCGACCAGCCAGGCCAUUACCCUGCCAAUGAUUAUGCAAUUGCAUAUGAGUCAGAAUGGUCCCGGAUUCACGGCGACGAUCCGACCCUCGGGCACCUGAGUUGCAACUACUUGGGCACAAAGGGUUGCCCGCCGACCCUCCUAGCGCUGAAGCAGCACGCACAAUCCCUCGCCAUCCUCAUCGCUCGCCUGAGCCCCAGUGUGAGGACCGGCGUAGUGGAUGGGAAUCCUAUAUUUGACAACAGGCAGGUUGACGGGGGCCAGAUCCGGCACAACGUCGACGGGCGCCUGGAGCUGAACGACGCUUUCGACUGGCUUGCAGACCUGAGCACGCCGUACGUCAACGACGACGCCAACCACCACAAGCCGCUCAACAUCUUGUGCAACGAGGUCAAGUCUCAACACGAGGUGACCGGCCCCGAAUUCCAGUGCCCGCUCACCCAGGUCGACCCGAGGGAGAUCAAGGAGGACAGAGGCCACCCGUACAAGGAGAACGUCUCCCUGAUGCCGUACGCCAGCCACCACCUGCUGGCCAUGCACGCAAACGCGUGCCUGGAGCAGCUGGACCACGAGUUCAGCGACCAAGGUGGGAUCCUCAGCCUCAUCCCCGAGGAGGGCAGGGGGGCCAACUCGGCGGAGCUCACGGCGGCGCAGAACUCGCUGCUGGGCCAGCUGCUGCUGUACGUGCAGAGCCUGGCGCUGCGCAACCACGAGAUGGACAUGACCAACGCGAAGCUGACGGACGCGCUGGCGGGCGAGGCGGUGGUGCCGCUGCAGCACCUGUCGGUGCUCGGGCCGGACGGGCGUUCCGGGAGGGAGAUUGCGUUCCCGCAGGACCGGUGGGUGCUGGUCAACGCGGGCGACGACGUGUUUGGGCACCUGCACGACACGUUGGACCGCGAGGAGGCGGCGCUGGCGGUGCGGGAGCACGAGUGGGCGCAGGACAAGGGGCUGGGCGGGGACAGCUGCUGGCAGCCGGACCGGGAUCGCGACCGGCUCGCACGCGGGGUGGUGGCGGUGGACAUGAAGUCACGGUUCUACCGGCUCCACGGGCAGGGCCGCAGCACCAUCUUUGUGCUGCCGGCCUUCGCAUCGCAGCCCGGCACCGAGUGGAGCGAGAGGAUGGACCGGUACAGCAGGCCCACGGUGGUCGGCACGGUGGCACCCAGGACGGUGCAGCGGGCGAGCGAGUACCAGAAGAGGUGGACGCAACAGAACAAUGCCGCGCAGCGUGCGCAGGCCGCAGCCGCCCAGCUCCAGGACCAGAGCGCCAGAGACCAGGCUACCAUCGACUAUCUGAGGGCCGAGGCGGUGAGGCAGGACGCGCUGCUGAGGGCCGCCCAAGCUGCCAACCAGGCUCAGGCUCAAGCUGCCGACCCUGCCCAAGCUGCCAACCAGGCCCAAGGUGUGCGCAUCCAGGCAGACAACAACGGCGACGACGACGUGAUGGAUGGGUAACUUGGCCCGGAGUGUCUUUGUUUUUUCCUUUUUCGCUUUUCGCGUAGAGGCAGUGUGCUUGUGUGAGGGUGUGAGUUGGUCUUCUGGGGGAUACUUGUGUACACUUAUACUAGAUAUCAUCAUCGAGUUG
This is a messenger RNA of Diaporthe batatas, 3148 nucleotides long. RefSeq lists its product as uncharacterized. Bases 1522 to 3018 code for a protein of 498 amino acids. The transcript is spliced from 2 exons. The record is from RefSeq and is a predicted model, not a curated record. NCBI's taxonomy places the organism in Eukaryota, Fungi, Ascomycota, Sordariomycetes, Diaporthales, Diaporthaceae.